Molecule: messenger RNA, 1878 nt
Organism: Moneuplotes crassus
Lineage: Eukaryota; Ciliophora; Spirotrichea; Euplotida; Euplotidae
Source: the annotation of a GenBank genome assembly
UUAAUUUGAUAUAGAAUUUAUUAAAAACCUUAAUGCUGGAAUUCUGAGUCAUUUGAUAUGCCAACAAAGUUAAGAAGCCUAUCCAAUGUGGGGCUUAUCAAGGUGAAGAUCACAAGCAGAAAACGUAUGUGUGUAAACAGUGACUUACUGACUGGGCCACAAGCAAACUCUCUUCAGACAAGUUCGCACAAGACCAUGAAUUGCCUUGACCUAAUAGUGAAUGUAAACACAAGUUAACUGACCAAGACCUGAUACAGCUUGUUGGUCCCAGACUGUUCGAGAGCAUCAACCAGACCUACACUGAUAUUUACAUCUUAACGACUGAGGACAUGCGGAGGUGUCCGAGCAAAGGCUGAGACUUCGCUGGCUCGAUCGAGUUGAAGGCCUGAGCAGACAACUUGGAGUGACACAAGUGAGGGUUUCAGUGGAGAGAGAAAGUGCAGACAUCAUACCUUAGAAGGAUGCAAGAAGGAGUUACUGGACUGAUCAAAGAGCUUGACUUGAAGUCGUAUCUGAAUCAGAUGCUUACUGCAAACGCAUGACCUAAAUGAGAUAAGGACGUAGGGUGUCAACAAGUAUUAUGAAAGAAACAAAAGUAUGAGUUUUAUUGAAUUUGGCUAGGCCCUUACCCUUCCCAUAAGCGCAUAGAAGAUGCACAGUGCGAGUAUAGUUUUUUUGUGAAUGACUGUCGCUGGCCUUGUGUGUGGUUAGGACAGCGCCCAUGGAAGUACCAGUUGGGAAUAAUUUAAAGGAAUUUGUGGAAGGGGAUUUGGGACUGGGAAAUUAGGGGGUGGAUGUUUAGUGGUGCUGGGAGGGUGGUGUAGUGUUUUUGGUAUAAUAGAGAGGAAAAGGAUUUAGUAGUAAUAAUAGAUAGAGAUAGUAUUGCUAUAUCAAGUAAAGUUCAAUAAAUUUUUAUUUUUAUUCAGAUCAAAUUUUUAAUCGGUUGGUAUGGAAGUUUAUAAAGUCCUUUGUAUAUUACAUAACUCUGCCAAAUUUCUGAUUGAUUAUAUACUUCUCGAUUCUUACAUCUUCCAUUUCAGUAGCAUUUGAAAUCUAUUAUCAAUGGUGAUGGUCAAGUCUAAAAGAUUCAGAAUAUCGUACAGCUUGAAGCUAAGGUUGACAUAGUUUCCAUUAAUGAACUAUCUGAUUUAUAUUCUAUACCAUCCUUCCUUUACUCUAAAAACGAAAAUAUUAUACUACAGUCCAUCAAGCUACUUGUCCUCAAUGUUGCUCCUUGAACCAAGAAUUUUUCUCUAUUUUCUUGCCUUUAUAGAGCUCUGUGCAGUUGCUUACUUCAUAGUAAUGUUUUCCUACAAAAUAGCCAAAUCUUGAAUUCUAUAGGUUGAAAUUCAAGUUAAAACUCCACUAUAAAACAACCAAGAUUUAAGAAAUACCAAGUAAAAUUUGCCGAUUUGUUAUGCAUAUGGCAAUAGAUAAAAAAUACUAGUUUUAACUUAAUACACAUGAUGAUUUUGGAAGAAAAGCUUUUGAAAAUAGAAAAAAUUUCUUUUAAAAAGAUUACUUAUAAUCAUUUCUUAAUUUCUAAUAAAUUCCUGAACACCUCAACAGGAAUUACUAUUUUUUAGACAAAAUUUAAAAUUUCACUCUUCCAAAAAACGAUCUUAUAACAUGUUUUUUAUAAAUUAUUUCACAUAAGAAAUUCUAUUCCGCAUAUCUCUCACCCCAUACCUCUACUCACUUCUCUCUGCUUGCCCCAAAACUCCUCUUUCUUUCAUCAAACCCUCUCGCCCAAACCCCUCCUUCAACCCCCAAAACCCCCUAUCCAAACCCCAAAAAACCUCUAUUUCUUCCUAAAAUAUUUUGAGUUCUUCCUAAAGUUUCAAAUUUUGUAAAAAAAUAGGGGUUUUGGGGUUUUGG